This is a messenger RNA of Aspergillus lentulus, 957 nucleotides long. Its product is annotated as SDR family oxidoreductase. Gene Ontology annotation, molecular function: oxidoreductase activity. The record is from RefSeq and is a predicted model, not a curated record. NCBI's taxonomy places the organism in Eukaryota, Fungi, Ascomycota, Eurotiomycetes, Eurotiales, Aspergillaceae.
AUGCAAAUCCUCAUCACAGGCGCCGCCGGCUUCAUCGGCCAGUUGCUCGCAAAAGAGCUCCUCAAUGACCCCUCCUACCACCUCACAUUGACCGAUAUCCUCGAGCCCCCCGUCCCCAAGGGCGUCAAAUACCCGCAAAAUGCAAAGACCAUCAAAGCCGAUCUACUCGCCGGCGCAGAAUCAGUAGUAGACAAAAGCCUCGACGCCGUUUUCGCCUUCCACGGCAUCAUGUCCUCCGGCUCCGAAGCCAACUUCGACCUCGGAAUGAGCGUCAACGUCGACGCGACUCGCACCCUCCUCGAGGCCCUCCGCAGAACCUGCCCCGGUGUCCGGUUCAUCUACUCAUCCAGCCAAGCCGUCUACGGCCGACCGCUUCCGGACGUGGUCGACGACAGCGUCACUCCUACCCCGCAGGGCUCCUACGGCGCCGAAAAGCUGAUCUGCGAGACCCUUGUUAACGAGUACACAAGGCGCGGCUUUAUCACGGGGUUCACGCUCCGGUUCCCCACGAUCUCGGUGCGUCCUGGACAACCCACUGCGGCGGCUUCGUCGUUUCUCUCGGGGAUGAUUCGGGAGCCAUUGGCAGGGAAGGAGUGUGUGAUUCCGGUUGAGGAUCGGUCGUUCAAGUCCUGGCUCUGUUCGCCGCGGACGCUUGUGCAGAACCUUGUCCUUACGCUGUCGUUGUCGGGUGAUGCGUUGCCUCCGCAUAUCCGGUCGAUCAAUGUGCCUGGUAUCUGCGUCACGGUGCAGGAAAUGAUGGAUGCGCUGGAGAAGGUGGGCGGGAAGGAUAAGCUGGCGCUUUUGAAGGAGAAGGAGGAUCCGACGCUUCGGCCGAUUCUGGACUCGUGGCCUACGCGAUUUGAUAAUUCUCAGGCUAUUGCGCUGGGGUUCAAGCGUGACUCGUCAUUUGAGCAGGCUGUUAAAGAUUAUUACGAGCAGGAGGUAUUGGGGAAAUGA